AUGGCAAACGGGCGUCAGAUCCUUGCACUGUAUACUGGGGAUCGCAUCGUCGACCGCAACGAAUGUACCUUCGAGAUUGAGUAUCGGCUCACCCUCGAGAAGAUCAAGGCCGACCACCUGCGCGUUCGCUAUCCUGAUCCGCUAAGCAAGAUGGCCAGAGAAGUGGGAACCCUCAAAGUUCAGGACGACGACAAGCACAAGGUCGAGGCCGCUUUACCCCGGGUAAAUAUCCACUACUACGGAGCCAACGGGCAUUCGCGAGAAUUUGAUAUGGAGAGGGAGGCCACGCGUGGCCUCCAAAUAAACAGCCUGAUACAGCAGAGAUCAGGCAUCCGCGUGUACAAGGAGGGUUUCACGACGGGCAAAACCUUCGGUAUCCUGACGAACAUACACUUCAGCAUGAAAGUGAAGCAGGAGGUCAGAGACAACCCCGACGAAAAGCUCAAGAUCAAGGAUCUCGGAAUUUCCUUGGAGAUAUCAUGGCGGCACGACAUGCACAAGUGGGCCGGCAUCAUUAGCUGGUACGCCGAAUGCACCCCGUUCGGCGUCUCAGGCGACAGUGGUGCUCUGGUCUGUGCAGUGGAAGAUAGUCAAACGGUGCGCUUGGGCAUACACAUUGGCCGCUUGAUUACCCAGGAGAACCGCAGCAUGUUCUUGGGUCUCGGAGCCUGGGCUUAUGCAAGUCCUGAUCUUACCAUCACGCAGGCAUCAAGCCACGUGGCGAGUCAAGCAAUAUACUUCACUGGGCUCGAUACAAAUGAGACUCCUACACUCCACUUCCUACCCCAUCAACUCAUAACUCUUAUUUCACACCCACAAACCAUAACCGGCCCUGGCAUUAUGGCCAACAACAACUCCCUCGAGAAGCUCAUCCACAGCUUCUGCGGAGUGCCGCUGCCGCCACGACUUCCGCCCGCACCAACCAAGCGUAUCUCCGACAUCGCAUGGAGAGGUGACGGAGUGGAUCCGGUUUCCUCGGAAGGCGGAUGGUCAAUGGAAGCGCCGGACCAGAUGCAGUCCAUGAUGAUUUGUCGUCGUCGCGCAGAGCUCGAAUACCUUCGCCAUAGGCACCUGGACUACUUGGACCCCGCCGUCGUGAUUGGCCCGAAGUCCAACCAGAAGGACUGUUUUGAGCUAAGGGGGGCAAUGAGGCAGGAUGUGUCCAUCAUACAUGGCAAGUUAGCUGGCAAGCAGUUAUUCCUCCUCCAGACUUUGGAGGCGGAAAUUAUGCUUUGCAACGUCAAGACGAGCGCUCGCGAUCAUUACCAGAGAGUCCUUGAACUCAAAAUCUUCCCGCUUGUCGUGAAGGCGCUCAGGCUGAGGUCAGGUGUAUGA
This is a messenger RNA of Alternaria arbusti, 1335 nucleotides long. RefSeq lists its product as uncharacterized. The transcript is spliced from 5 exons. The record is from RefSeq and is a predicted model, not a curated record. Lineage: Eukaryota; Fungi; Ascomycota; Dothideomycetes; Pleosporales; Pleosporaceae. The coding region runs from base 1 to 1335 and encodes 444 amino acids.